CUUGUGAACUGUGAUUCAAGCUCGCAGAUAACACGAAGUGGUGCCCAGGGUUAUUCCUCGCACAAUUGAUUUGCUUGCGCCUAUCUUUCAGUCGCCCUUUUCCUUCGUCAGGCCUGUCGGUGCGCCGAUAACGAUGCAGUCGCUAGCUUCUCGACAGUGCGCCCAUGCGCGGCCUCUUUCGCGCGGCGCUUGGCCCGCGCAGCAUGGUCGGGUUCGUCGGGUUCGUUGCCGCGCCGAGCUUGAGGAAAUCGACCCCAUCACAGGGCAACCUAUUAGCAAGCUGGCUCCGACUUCUUCGGUCGCCGGCAACACUGCUAAGGCGGGCGGCCUGAACUGGGCCUACCGCGAGGCCCAGCCCGACCCCAGCAAGGCCAGUGCCGACAAGCCCGACGUGCUACUGCUGCACGGCCUGGGCUCCAGCAGUUACUGCUACCGCAACACCAUGGGCCUCAUCGGCGGCGAGGGCUAUCGCUGCAUUGCGCCCGACUGGCCCGGACACGGUGACACCGACAAGCCCGGCAGCUUCGGGUACAGUGAGGAGGCCUACAUCUCCGGGCUGGGCCAGUUCGUGGACGCAGUGGGCAUCAAGAAGCCCUUCGCCCUGGUGGUGCACGGCUUCGUCCUGAGCCAGUACGCCAUGCUGUAUGCCCAGGAGAACCCCAACCAGAUUGCCCGGCUGCUGAUUCUGAACAGCCCUCUGGCGCUCAACGCCAAGCUGCGGCCCGAGCUGGCGGCCUACAAGGCGCCACUGCCCUUCAUGCGUCCCGGCAACAAGCCGUUUGACUUCAUGGUAUACAACAUGACCGGCUCUCCCUACGCCAUGAAAGAGAAGGACGCGAUGGUUUACGCCCGCCCCACCUCGGACCCCGCCGCUACCUCCGCCAUCGCCAAGACAAUGGACCAGGUGGACUUCCCCAAGCUGCUGCGCAAGGUGGAUGACGGCUUCCGCAGCUGGCGCAAGCCCACCGUGUGCCUGUUCGGCAGCAGUGACCCGUUCGUGGAUGCAGCGUCCGUGUUCGAGUUCCUGGAGAGCAAGCGCACCAACAUGAAGGCGCUCACAGUGGCUGCCAAGCUCGGCCACAUGCCGCAAGAGGACUUCCCCGAGUCCAUGCACGAGUCGGUGAUGAAGUGGCUGAGCGGCGAGACGGACGCGGACGGCCCCAUCAAACAGAAGGCGCUCAAGAUGACGAAGUACGGCGUGGUGGAGUCCAAGGACUGAGCGGCAGGCGGAGCACGAGCAGGGGCAGGCGUAGGGGCAGGAGCAAGAGCAGGGGCAGCUGCAGGAGCAGAGGCAGGGGUAGGGGCAGGAGCUCGUUUGAAUGCAAUCAGGGCAUGUUAAUGGAUGCAAAGGGGCAGCAUAGAGAACAACAGGGCGCACUUGCGUGUGUGUGGACUCGGAGGAGAUGGUGCUGAAAGGCAAUCCUGAAAGGAUGGUAAUGAUUAGGGGCAGGCGGCUGCAAAGUCAUAGGGGAGGGGCCUGUGUGGCUCAGAUGAGUCACACCAACAAAUGAAGCCCCGGGAGAGCAUGGUGAGGAAACAAAGCAUGUACAACGUAAGGGUAGCUUUGACAUGUGUUCGACUGGCAGCUGCAACGGCUUCUGCUGU
Chlamydomonas reinhardtii is the source of this 1605-nucleotide messenger RNA. RefSeq lists its product as uncharacterized. Gene Ontology annotation, molecular function: catalytic activity. Bases 134 to 1219 code for a protein of 361 amino acids. The record is from RefSeq and is a predicted model, not a curated record. The transcript has 11 exons. NCBI's taxonomy places the organism in Eukaryota, Viridiplantae, Chlorophyta, Chlorophyceae, Chlamydomonadales, Chlamydomonadaceae.